This is a messenger RNA of Carica papaya (papaya), 1692 nucleotides long. RefSeq names its product Aldolase superfamily protein (gene PDE345). Lineage: Eukaryota; Viridiplantae; Streptophyta; Magnoliopsida; Brassicales; Caricaceae. Gene Ontology annotation, molecular function: fructose-bisphosphate aldolase activity. The record is from RefSeq and is a predicted model, not a curated record. Gene Ontology annotation, biological process: glycolytic process.
CUCUCUGACUCCUCCCUGCGGACUCCUCGAGGACCCAGACGCAUCUUGCCUCAGAUAUAAUACUAACCAAGUCGAGCACGACUAAAAUUAGCAUAUAAAUCGUGGAAGGGUCAAACCAGCUUUCUCGCUUGUUUUGCAGCUAUCAUCGGAUUCGGACCUCGCUCUCUGAUCUCUCGCUAUUGUCUUCUCCUCUGAUUUUCUGGUGUAGUUUUUGUUGAAUCGAAAAUGGCUUGUGUAAGCUUCGCAAAGCUAAACGCGGCGUCGUCUCCGUGGAUCGGCCAACAGUCUUUCGCUCAACGUCCCGGAUCGUCAACCAGGUUCGCUACCCGCCGAGUUUCUGUCGUCCCGAUCCGCGCCAGCGCUUAUACUGACGAACUCGUUCAAACCGCUAAAUCUAUUGCAUCUCCUGGUCGUGGUAUCCUUGCUAUUGAUGAAUCAAAUGCAACUUGUGGGAAGAGAUUAGCAUCUAUUGGAUUGGAAAAUAAUGAAGCCAAUCGACAAGCAUACAGGCAACUUUUGCUGACCACUCCGGGGCUCGGUGAAUACAUUUCUGGUGCUAUUCUUUUUGAGGAAACGCUUUACCAGUCAACCACAGACGGCAAGAAGUUUGUGGAUUGCCUGCGUGAUGAGAAAAUCGUGCCUGGCAUCAAAGUUGACAAGGGUCUGGUUCCCUUACCAGGAUCAAAUAAUGAAUCCUGGUGCCAAGGCCUGGAUGGACUAGCUUCAAGAUCUGCUGAAUACUACAAACAAGGUGCACGUUUUGCUAAGUGGAGGACAGUUGUUAGCAUCCCUUGUGGUCCUUCGGCUCUGGCUGUUAAGGAAGCUGCAUGGGGACUUGCACGUUAUGCUGCCAUUUCUCAGGACAAUGGUCUUGUGCCCAUAGUAGAGCCUGAGAUUCUUCUAGAUGGGGACCACCCAAUUGAAAGAACUCUUGAAGUAGCUGAAAAGGUCUGGUCAGAGGUCUUUUUCUACUUGGCCCAGAAUAAUGUUGUUUUUGAGGGAAUACUUCUGAAGCCCAGCAUGGUGACCCCAGGAGCUGAACACAAGGAGAAGGCCUCUCCUGAGACCAUUGCCAAAUAUACACUCACAAUGCUAAGAAGGAGAGUUCCUCCUGCAGUUCCAGGAAUCAUGUUUUUAUCUGGAGGACAAUCUGAAAUGGAAGCCACACUGAACCUGAAUGCAAUGAACCAAAGCCCCAACCCCUGGCAUGUUUCUUUCUCAUACGCACGUGCCUUGCAAAACACUGUCCUCAAGACAUGGCAAGGACGUCCUGAAAAUAUUGAAGCUGCUCAGAAGGCACUUUUGGUGCGUGCAAAAGCCAACUCUCUUGCGCAGCUUGGAAAGUAUUCUGCUGAGGGUGAAAGCGAUGAAGCAAAGAAAGGAAUGUUCGCCAAGGGCUACACCUACUAAAGUCAAGGCAAACUGAUCUCCUCUUGCAUCUCUAUAUAUGUUUGAUUUCAGUGUUCACUAGUUAAUAGAUUUCGCAUUUUGAGGACUUCCAAUAUAGAUAAACGGGUAUCUUCUUUUUACUUACUGAAGAAUAGAGAGCCGAAUAAUACUUUUGAGGGAAAGGAAAAUUUUCCUGUAUCGGUGACCUGAUGAAAGAUGAGAGUUGAUAAACUGUUAAAGCAAUAAUAUAUAUAUUUUAUGCUUUGUAUUUUACAACUAUUAAAAGUAAAUCUAUUUUGAGUC